GUGACCUUAUGUUUGCGAAAUGCAGCCGACUCGAACGCAGGCGUUAGAAAAAGCAAAGCAGAGCCAAACAAAUCGGCUGAUGCAGCACGGAUGAGAGGGGAUGUACGCCGAUUCCUGUGUACGUAUGUAAGUAGUAAGUGUGCUGUGCGAGCUGAGAAAAAUGACGGAAUGACGGGCAGCCGUUCGCUGAGCCUCGAUCAGAUGGCGGAGCAUCAGCGGGAGACCGGACUCUCGUGCGCCCAGUUGGAGCAGCUCUAUAGCCGUUUUCAAUCAUUGGACCGCCAGCGUCGUGGCUAUCUGACGCCAACCGAUCUGCUGCGCAUACCGCAGCUUGUCCAGCAUCCACUGCACCGCCAGAUCGUGGACAGCUUCUUCCCCCGCCGCUGCGGGACCGCAACUAUGUCCUUCCACCAAUUUGUGGGGGCUUGCGCCACCGUCCUGGUGCCGCAGUUCAUAUUCACCGAGACUAUGGAGUUGUAUGGGCCACCGCCCCAUGGACGAGCCGACAAGGUGCGUCUGCUGUGUAAAAUGAUCGAUACAGAGAACCAAGGCUACAUAUUGACCAAGGACUUUCGUCAAUUCUUGGGCACCUUGCUCGAGCAGCACGGCGCCCAUCCGGCCGAGAUGCCUCUGUUGGAGCUACUGGCAUUCGGACUCAACCAAUCGACACCCGCCCAGCUCAAAUACCAUGAUUUCGAGUUCCGUCUCAGUGCCGCCGAUCUAGAGGGUCGUCUCUCCAUCAGCAAGUGGCUCGCUAAGGGCGAGAACGAGGCCCCCAAGGCCAGCAAGGCCAAAACCGGGACUGACUCCGUGGAGCCUGGCGUGCAGGCGAGGCACAACAAAUAAAUCACCCGCAGAAUCGUUCGUUUCCGCCUUAUUGGUGUUUUCUGUACAGUUUGUGGCGGAUACGUAAUAUCUAUAUAUAUUUUUAGUAGCAUUCUUUUAAGGCUUCUUUGUGCACAAAACACUAUAUGUAGCA
Drosophila persimilis is the source of this 979-nucleotide messenger RNA. RefSeq names its product calcineurin B homologous protein 1. The transcript has a single exon. Bases 91 to 846 code for a protein of 251 amino acids. NCBI's taxonomy places the organism in Eukaryota, Metazoa, Arthropoda, Insecta, Diptera, Drosophilidae. The record is from RefSeq and is a predicted model, not a curated record.